Molecule: messenger RNA, 2573 nt
Organism: Engraulis encrasicolus (European anchovy)
Lineage: Eukaryota; Metazoa; Chordata; Actinopteri; Clupeiformes; Engraulidae
Product: prostaglandin E2 receptor EP1 subtype-like
Exons: 3
Coding region: 399-1601 (400 amino acids)
Biological process (GO): inflammatory response; adenylate cyclase-activating G protein-coupled receptor signaling pathway; positive regulation of cytosolic calcium ion concentration
Cellular component (GO): plasma membrane
Molecular function (GO): thromboxane receptor activity; prostaglandin E receptor activity
Source: RefSeq, a predicted model, not a curated record
ACUACCCGAAGCCGAGAACUUGACUCUUAACAGUAUUUAAGUCAGAGAACCAGUGGAGAGGUCGUGUUUUCACUUGUAACAGUUGUGACCGUCUUGCCGAAAAAAUUGAAUAUAUUCUUUCAACAGAGGAGAAUGAGGACUAUUUCGGAUUCUUCAGGAUUUCUUACACGGAAAGACAGAGACAUUUAUCUGCACAGAAAACAAUAUCCUUGUUCUUUAAAUGGGAUAAGAUUCUGCGCUUUGGAUUGAAAAUCAGAUUCGUCAUUUCCUCAAAUUUUGGACUUAAUUAUGGGUCACGUUUUAAUAUUUCACUCAGGAAGACAUAUCAGCGCACCAGAGGACGCUUCUAAUGAGUGCCUUGAAUCAGUGAGGAACCCAGUGGACGAAUCCUUGGCCGCAUGAUGUUGGCUAUGCAGCAUUACAACGCUUCUCCAACAGCACCCCUGAGUGCCACCAACCACACCCUGGCCCCAGCCCUGGGCCCGGCCUCUGUGGCGGAGGUGGCAGCGGUGGGGAACAAUGAUGAUCCCGGCUCCGGGUCCGGGUCCGGGUCCAGCUCGGUUCACGGCUCCGGUUCCGGGUCUUCCCCCGCCAUGGCGGUGCUGAACAUGACCCUGGGCAUCGUCUCCAACGUGCUGGCCCUGUUCAUCCUGGCCAAGGCCUACAAGCGCAUGCGCCGGCGCUCCAAGGCCACCUUCCUGCUCUUCGCCUCCUCCCUGGUGGCCACGGACCUGGCGGGCCACGUCAUCCCCGGCGCCCUGGUGCUCCAGCACUACAUGGAGGGCCACGGCCUGGCGCACCAGCUCUCGCACAACGACUCGGGCAGCGUGGACCCGUCCUGCCAGUUCCUGGGGGGCUGCAUGGUGUUCUUCGGCCUGUGCCCGCUCUUCAUGGGCUGCGCCAUGGCGGCCGAGCGGUGCCUGGGGGUGACGCGCCCCUUGCUGCACGCCUCCUGGGUCAGCGUGACGCGUACCAAGCUGGUGCUGGUGCUCAUCUGGCUCAUGGCUCUGUUGGUGGCCCUGCUGCCCUCCUUCAACCUGGGACGCUACACCUACCAGCACCCCAAGACUUGGUGCUUCAUCAGCGUGCUGGAGGAUACCAGGGCCAGUGACAUGGUCUUCGUGCUGAUCUUCGCCCUGUUGGGACUGACUUCUCUGGCCGUGGCGCUGGUGUGCAACACCAUCAGCGGGAUCACGCUGGUGCACGCCAGGAUAAAGCAAAGGACGUGUUCGCGGCGCUCCACCAAGUCCCAUGACAUUGAGAUGGUGGUGCAGCUCCUGGGCAUCAUGGUCACGUCCUGCAUCUGCUGGAUCCCCCUGCUGAUAUUCGACCUGAUGUCGGUGAUGCGCUCCUACCAGGGCUUCAGGGACGAGCAGGAAGUGGACUACUACAAGCAGCUGCUGCUGACGGGGGUGCGGCUGGCCUCCACCAAUCAGGUGCUUGACCCCUGGGUCUACAUCCUGCUACGCCGCGCCGUGCUGCGCAAGAUCUACUGCCUCAGCACCUGCGGACGCGUCAACCUGCGUGCAGGAAGCACCUUCCGCCACUGGGAGAUCAGCUCGCUGCAGAGCUCCGAGAAGAAGUCUGUCAACAGGAUCUGAAAACUUUUGGUGGGAGUAGGUGCGGGGUGCAAUGUGUGGGCAUGUGCAGGGCUGCUGACAGCUUCGGCUGGGCCCCAGGCAAAAUGAACAGAAAGGGCCCUCACUCUGUAAAUGCAAUGUAAUGGGGAUCCAAUCACAGGCUCCUCCUUUCCGUCCGUGGGCCCGGGACGAUAUAUCCAUUUGUCCCUCCCCUGUCGGCAGGCCUGGGCAUGGGGUGGGUGGAGUGUAUACGUACAAUAAUGAUACGUGUGGGGUGGUUAUAGUGGUUAUAUUAAGAUGUUGAGGAUGACUGUGGCAUUUCAAAAGAGCCCACUGCCCCUAUAACAGACUCACCAGGUGAGUCCGUUUGCUAAUGUGAAUGUAUUUUAAAGCCAUAGCAAUGACUUCAAGACACAUCUGCUUAUGACAGACAGUUGUUAGGCCAGUAAGUAAGCAAGACAGCAUGAAAGAAAUAGGAUUUUGAAUGGGCUUGUGUGUUAGAGAGAGAGAGCUGAGCACAGCAGGUGAAAAAUAAAAAUAAAAAUGACAACAACUCAGCAAAAUGUUUGUUUGUUUAGAGACGACAGAUGAUGUAGCAUAUUUCAAGCUUUGAAGAUAAAAAAGAUGCAUUGAACAUAAUAUAUUAUGGAGCCUCUGCUUUCCAGUCAUGGAAGUAAAAAAAAAACAGUUCUGGCUUUGUCAACCCAUCACAACGUCCAUAUCACUCAUUACUUGACAGUAAUCAUUUUGGCUUUAGUGAUUUCUUUGUUCUUUUUCCCUUGUAUUUCGACUCAACAUGAUAGCUGUGAAUGUCUCGACAGGGUGUCAUAUCGGUGAUUCAUGUUGGUCGGCCACAAUGAGAGAGUGAAGUCUAUGUUUUUGUGGAGAUAUAUGAUUACUGUUUUGUGUAUUUAUUGUGUAAAACACUGUUUUCCCAGUUGUGUGGGAGGACUUGAAAGUAAGCUAUUCGAUGUAAAAGCUAUUGAAUGUCAA